Gambusia affinis (western mosquitofish) is the source of this 3136-nucleotide messenger RNA. RefSeq names its product solute carrier family 2, facilitated glucose transporter member 11-like. Bases 304 to 1881 code for a protein of 525 amino acids. Gene Ontology annotation, cellular component: membrane. Lineage: Eukaryota; Metazoa; Chordata; Actinopteri; Cyprinodontiformes; Poeciliidae. Gene Ontology annotation, molecular function: hexose transmembrane transporter activity. Gene Ontology annotation, biological process: monosaccharide transmembrane transport. The record is from RefSeq and is a predicted model, not a curated record. The transcript has a single exon.
UUAUGAAAACUGUUCUGAUGUCACAACAGCAAUAACCUUUUUAGAGUAUCUGGAGGGAAACAACCUGAUAGUCUAAACUCUGGGUGAAACAGCACCUUCUCAACCGGCUUCAACGAAAAAAUGUUCCCCCUAUUUUUCUAUCAGCCAGACAAGGUUAAGGUAAGCUGGGCAAAAGAGAGACAAGACGGUUUAAAUAUUUUCUUUUAGUGAAGAAAAUCAAAAGGUUUCGCAAUUCCAAGCUGCCUAUAAGAGGACUGCAAUGAAUAUAAAGCUGUAGGACACUGUUAGACGAUUGGCAUCCAGAUGAGUUCUACAGGUACAAAUGAAACAGAAGAAAGAGGCAUCUCUGCAGGGGGUACCAGGACUCUUGCACUAACUGUGUUAUUUGCUGCCAUUGGAGGAACUUUCCAGUAUGGCUACAACAUCUCCAUCAUUAAUGCCCCGACCAGCUAUAUCCAGAACUUCAUCAAUGACACAUACGUGGAACGCUGGGGAACAGGUUUGGAUACUCCUCAAGUAAUCCUAGUGUGGACCUUUAUUGUCUCGGCGUUCUCCCUGGGGGGCUUGCUGGGGGCCCUGUUAGCAGGGCCUAUGGCGGUUCGUUUUGGAAGGAAAGUGUCGCUGCUUUUGAACAAUUCCUUCCUGCUGGUUGGUGCUGUGCUUGUGCUGACAUGUAAGGUGGCAAAAUCAUUUGAGAUGAUCAUCCUCGCUCGUUUCCUGGUUGGGAUUAACUCCGGAGUCAGUAUGAACAUCCAGCCCAUGUACUUUGGAGAAAGUGCUCCUAAACACCUCAGAGGCGCUGUGGCGUUUUCCUCGGCCGUUUUCACUGCGUUUGGAAUCUUCUUUGGACAGGUUGUCGGACUCACUGAGCUGCUGGGUUCAGAGCCUCUGUGGCCCUACUUACUAGCUAGCAAUGCUUUGCCGGCAUUGAUCCAGCUAGUGACCCUGCCCUGGUUUCCCGAAAGCCCCAGAUACCUCCUCAUUGACCGUGGAGACAGGGAAGCUUGUGUCCAGGCUCUUGGAAGAUUACGUGGAGGAAAGGUUCCUCCUCUGGAGAUGAAGGAGAUGCUUCAAGAGCAGCAAAUGUCUGCGGCCUUAAAGUCUGGUUCUUCUGUUCCUGCCAAGACUCCGUGGUCUCUGUUCAAAGAUCCGGACCUACGACUUCAGCUCAGGACAGUCAUCACUGCAAGCAGUGCUAUGAUGCUCUGUGGCAACGACUCCAUCUACUUUUAUGCAUACUACAUAUUUCUGGAAGCAGGAAUUCCAUCAGAGAAAAUUCAGUAUAUCACCAUUGGAACAGGGGCAUCUGAGUUUAUUGCUUCCCUGCUGAGUAACGUCCUGAUUGAACGGGUGGGCCGCAGGUACCUUCUCAUCGGUGGGUACAGCCUCAUGGUUUGUUGGACCAUCGUCUUCACUAUUGCUCUCACGCUUCAGAGUCAAGGUGUCACAGGAAUGCCAUACCUCAGCAUGGCAUGUGUGUUCGCCUACAUCCUCAGCUUCGGCUUGGGACCUGCGGGGGUCACGGGCAUAUUACCGGCAGAGAUCUUUGACCAGACAGCUCGGCCAGCGGCGUACAUGGUCGCCGGCUCGUUUAUGUGGAUCAGCCUCUUCCUGGUCGGAAUGUUGUUCCCUUUCAUUGUGAACGGGUUAGGAAACUACUGCUUCCUACCUUUCCUGGUCGUGUGUCUGGUCUCGGCUGUUGUGCUCGGUCGAACCAUGCCAGAGACUAAGGGGAAGACUCUGGCAGAGAUUACAGCUGAGUUUGACAGAAGAAAUGGAAGGGCCUUACAUGUUGAAGAGCCUGAGCAGUACCAGCUGGGCAAAGCAAGCUCCUUACCAACAAUGGAAGCUAAUUCUGAAUCUGAUCAUAAAACUGACUAACUUCUAGGAAAAGUGUAAACGGAACAGAGGUAUUGAAAUAUUUUUAUGCACUUUAAAUAUAAUUUGGUUUACAUGUCAUACAGAUGUUAUGCAUUUCUUGGUACCCCUUGUACACUAAAUACUUUUACUAAAAGUGCUGGCAAAUUGCCUCUAUAAUGGAUAGAUAUAUGGAUAUCAAAUGAUGAUCCUGUUAGAAAAUGUUGGGAUUUACUCCUUAUAAUGCUGGAAACUAACAAAAUCUUUUAUUACUAGCGUACUGUAGCAUGACAUAAACCAGUGUAAACCCAUUAACCUGCUCUUAACACGACCGAAUGCUUUAAAGCAAUAUUGAGAAAGUGCCUUUUACUGAUGCUCAACGUCCUUCAGGAUCCAACAUCACAGAGCCAGUCUAAGACUUAACAACUUACAACUUAACAAGCUUACUCUAACUCACCACCAAAAUCCCUUUGAAGUUUGUAGCAAGUAGAUAUGUUGGCAGAGGAGAGGGUAAUCAUUUGAAUUGCAUGUGAUAAAGGAUUAUCUACGGUGCAUGGACACAUCUGUACUCCCAGAGAGCCGUGCUUGUUUAGUGGGAUAAUCUUUCCUGGCUCUCCAGCCCAUCCCGAGCAAUGCCCUGUGCAUGUUUCCCCAUCUACCAAACCAUGUACAACUAUUUUUUGACAUCUAUUUAUGCACCAGCUGGAUUCCACCUUUAAUUUAACUAUAUUAGUGGAAGUCUUCUAUACAUUAUGCCCAUAAGGACAUAUAUUUGCAAAUGAAGCAUAAAAAGUUUAGAAUUUUAGCUGCACUACUUAAAAAUGUCCAGCAGAUGUCAGCAUUGUCCUCAAACUGCCUGUUUGCUGGAAUAUAAUGCAAAAGUCACGAGAUUGAAUAUUAACUUCCAGGCAUAAAUGACACGUUUUCUAGCCAACAGCUGGCACUUCCUCACCCCUGUGAGCCUCCUGUGAACCGUCGGUCCCAGAUUCUCUGUGUUCCUUAAUUACAUUGAGAUGCCAAACUGAAUUAAACAUGUGACAUAUUCAUCUAUUUAUGCGUAAAUCUAAUGUUUUGCAUGCUGCCGACUGUUUGCCUUGAAUGAAUGAUUGAAUGUACAAACACUGUAAGGCACUGUUAUUCCAAAGAGUUGUCUGACAAUCCUCAGUGCUGGUCUAUAGAUAUAUAUAUAUAUAUAUAUAUAUAUAUAUAAAUCUCUUUGUAGUAUUCUCAGGCUCUAUUUAUAGGCUAUCGUUUCUGUUGGCCAAUAUUUAUUAGACAA